This is a messenger RNA of Hydra vulgaris (swiftwater hydra), 3312 nucleotides long. The record is from RefSeq and is a predicted model, not a curated record. Lineage: Eukaryota; Metazoa; Cnidaria; Hydrozoa; Anthoathecata; Hydridae.
AUGCAUUGCAUAGCAAGAAAUAAUGUUUUUAUAGAGAGUAAUUACCUAGGAGAAAUGAACCAUAAUUGUCAGUAUUGUGGUGCUAAAAAAUUUUUAAAUGAAACACAUUUUUUGUGCUGCCAUUCGGGAAAGGUUGUCUUACCUCCACUUUCACCUUAUCCACCGCUGAUGGUUGAUUUAAUGACAGGCAACCAUGUUGAUCGUGCUUUGAAUCAAAAUUUUUUCAAGCAUAUACGAAAUUAUAAUGCCUGUCUAUCUUUUGCUUCAUUCAUAGCCACAAUAGAUCCUCCGUCAAAUUGUGGUCCACCCUGUUUUAGAAUUAGUGGGCAAAUUAUGCAUCGUAUUGGUAAUCUAAGACAUCAGCAAGGAGAUCCACCUGCUUAUUGUCAAUUAUAUGUUUAUGAUCCUAAUACUGCUUUAAACUUUCGAAUGGAGCAAAAUGAUUGUUGCAUACGUGAGUUAAUGGAACUUUUGCAGACUAUAAUUAAUCAGGAGAACCCAUAUGCGCUUGCAUUUAAAAACAUGGCAGAAGUUGAAGAUGCAGAAAUUCGUCAAGCUGCUAUAGAAGGUCGACCGAUUUCUGUUGUCAAAAUGUCAGGUGAUGCAGGAUGGCAUGAUCAACUAGAGCACAAUCCUGACCGAGCAACACGUGUUCGAAAUCGUUAUGCUGUUGAUGCAUAUGUCAAGAUUGAAGGACAGCGCCUUGCUUUUAUCAGAAAUAACCAAAACAAACUUAGAAGUGAACAAUACGAUACAUUACAUGAGUAUGUAAAUAAUGUUGCAAAUAACCUUAAUCUAGAAACAGCAGAGGAUAUUGAUAGUUUAAUAUCAGCUGAAAUUCCAGAUCAAACUGUUGAUCCUGAACUUUUUGAAAUUGUAAAAACAUGUAUGAUUCAUGGACCAUGUGGGAUUUUAAAUCCCAAUUCUCCUUGCAUGAAAGAUGGAGUUUGCACAAAAAAAUUUCCUAAAGAGUUUAAUCCUUGCACUGUUGCAAUUUUCAAUGGUUAUCCUAACUACAGGCGUUUAGAUAAUGGUAGAGUAGUCAUUAUAAAAGGUAACCAAGUUGAUAAUCGAUGGGUCGUACCCUAUAACCCCUGGUUAUCAAAAAAAUACCAAGCCCACAUUAAUGUUGAAGCUUGCAUGUCUAUUAAGUCAGUGAAGUAUUUAUACAAAUAUGUCUAUAAGGGGCAUGAUUGUGCGAAUGUGGUAAUUAAUGAAAGUGUUGACCAUGAUGAAAUUAACACAUAUUUAGACUGUCGCUUUGUUUCCGCCCCAGAGGCUCUUUGGCGAAUAUAUGAGUAUUCCAUAAGUGAUAUGUCACAUACUAUUAUCCGCCUUCAAAUCCACCUUCCUGAUAAUCAGAGAGUACAUUUUAACGAAGGAGAAGAACAAGUAGCUAUAGAUCGUGCAGCACAGCGUGACACUCACCUAACCGCUUGGUUUAAGUUAAAUGCUGAAAAUAAUGAAGCACGUCAGUAUUCUUAUGUUGAAAUUCCAUAUCACUUUGUUUUUGGUAAAAAUUGCAUGUGGAAAGUAAGACAAAGAGGUAGUGAUAAGGUGGUUGUUCGAAUGUAUAAAGUCAGUUCAUUUUGCGAAUUAUUUUUUCUCAGGUUGUUACUUUUGCAUGUAAAAGGUGCAAAGUCUUUCGAGGAUUUGCGUACUGUUCAUGGUACUGUUUUUAAUACAUUUCGUGAAGCAUGUUAUCAUUUAGGUUUAUUGCAAGAUGACAUUGAGUGGAGAAAUACAUUAAUUGAAGCUGCUGCAACUCGGAUGCCUAAACAAAUUAGGCUACUGUUUUGCAUCAUAUUAACUUUAUGUGAACCUGAUGAUCCUUUACACCUUUGGAAUACAUUUAAAAAUUAUAUGGUUGAGGAUUACAUACACCAUUCAAUGCCAGUCGUACUUGCUGAGCAGGCAGCUCUUCGUCAAAUUGAAUCUAUAAUUAUUCAGAGUGGUAAAACCUUAGCUGAUUAUAAUUUGCCAGCUUUAGAUCAGUUUUUAGAUAAUGUCCCAGAAAAUGAUGAUGAAGAUGUUCAGGCGUUUAUUGAUGAAGCAAACCGAGUUAGACCAUUAUUGAAUGAUAAUCAACGUAAUGUAGCUGAUGCGAUCCUUGCUGCACUAAGUGUGGAACCUACUAAUGAAAAUAAGCAUUCAAGGUUGUUUUUUAUGGAUGGGCCUGCCGGUUGUGGUAAAACAUUUACUUACAACUAUUUAAUUUCUGAAACACAGAGCAGGCAUAUUAGAACUGCAACAGCUGCAUGGACAGGAAUAGCUGUAACUCUUCUCAAAAAUGAGUGCACAAUGCAUGGCUUAUUCAAACUUCCUGUUCCAAUUUUGGAAACUAGCACAUGUAAUGUAACUUCAAACUCUAUUCAUGGUAGAUUCCUGAGACAAAUCAGUUUGUAUUUACUUGAUGAAGCAUCUAUGAUACCCAAAUAUGCUUUGAGUGCCAUUGAUAAGCUAUUACAAGAUAUUUGUAAUAACAACUUUCCUUUUGGUGGUAAGGUUAUUCUUAUGGGUGGAGACUUCAGACAAAUACUUCCAGUUGUGAAGCGAGGUCGACCAGCAGAAGUUAUAGAAUCAUGUUUAAAAUGUUCUGAACAUUGGCAAUAUGUGCAAAGGUUCUCAUUAACUGUAAACAUGAGGGUUCAGAUAGAAGAAGAGGAAUUUUCUCAAUGGCUUUUAAAGCUUGGAAGUGGAGCAUUACCUGUCAAGCCUGAAGAUCCUUUGCGAGGGUGUAUUGAAAUACCUGAGCAGUGCUUUCUCAGUGAUAAUGAAUCUAUUGUGGAGAAGAUUUUCGGUGGUGCAGAAGAAGCUGAUUAUGCAAAACGUGCUAUUUUAACGCCAACAAAUGUUGAUUCAUUGGCAACAAAUGAAGAAGUCCUUCAUCGCUUACCCGGUGAUGUGAAAACAUAUUUAAGUUCAGAUAGCAUUGAUACUGAUGAUCUUAAUGAAGUUAAUAAUUUUCCAGUCGAGUUUUUAAAUAGUUUGACUCCAUCAGAUCUCAAAGGUGGACUUUGUAAUGGAACCCGUUUGAUGGUGCGUGCAUUACACAACAAUUAUAUUGAUGGUGAGGUUUUAACAGGUGUAUCAGCUGGUAACAGGGUAUUUGUUCCUCGAGUUCAAUUAGCUCCAUCAGAUGCAAAUUUACCUUUUACACUUAAACGCCGUCAGUUUCCAGUUAGGUUAGCAUACUCAAUGACCAUAAAUAAAAGUCAAGAUCAAACAUUUGAAAAAUUUAUACAAGUUUAUAUUAAGUUGUUUCCAUGUGAAAAGUUGUGUUACUUGGCAACGUGUAGUGCAAGAUUGUGA